AAAGGUCACUUUGUUUUAGUCUUAUGUGGCUUUAUAACUGUUAGUUUAAGAUUGUCUUUCUUUUGUUGAGAUGCAUUUAUUUACAUUUGGUGUUACAGGUUUACCAAAAAAACAAGCCGUCACCAUCACCCUAUCUCUGCUUGUGAAUAUGUGUGGGAGGAGCUGAUUAUAAAUUUAACAGAGAACAACCAGUGAGGCAGUUUCUCUUUCAUUAGAGGUCUGUGGAGAACUCACUCAACAUGGAGACGAAAAUGUUGUUCUUGAUUUUUCUUUUUGGACACUUUCAUGCAUCUUUUGAACAAACAACAACUUCCUUAGCUGCAGACAACCAAACAUUUGUCUCGGUAGAGACAAUUACAAAUUCAACGGAUCCAGCAACAACAACAGUGGCACCAACAAGCUCAGCAAUUACUGAGACUUCCUUGGCCACAACAGAAAUUGCAGAUGCAGCAACCACUGCCCUCAACUUGACACAAAUAACAAGAGCAGAGCCUCUGGUCCUCUCAACAGCAGCAGACACAACUACUACUACUAUUACUUUAGAGCCAACAACAGCAGGACCUCCAGUCGUACCAACAUUAGCAGGCACCACAACUACUACUGCUGCUACUACUUCAGAGCCAACAACAGUAGGACCUCCAGUCCAAACAACAGCAGCAGACACAACUACUACUACUGCUGCUACUACUACAGAGCCAACAACAGUAGGACCUCCAGUCCAAACAACAGCAGCAGACACCACAACUACUACUGCUGCUACUACUACAGAGCCAACAACAGUAGGACCUCCAGUCCAAACAACAGCAGCAGACACAACUACUACUACUGCUGCUACUACUACAGAGCCAACAACAGUAGGACCUCCAGUCCAAACAACAGCAGCAGACACCACAACUACUACUGCUGCUACUACUACAGAGCCAACAACAGUAGGACCUCCAGUCCAAACAACAGCAGCAGACACCACAACUACUACUGCUGCUACUACUACAGAGCCAACAACAGUAGGACCUCCAGUCCAAACAACAGCAGCAGGCCCCACAACUACUUCUGCUGCUACUACUACAACAGAGCCAACAACAGUAGGAACUCCAGUCCAAACAACAUUAGCAGACACAACAAAUACUUCUGCUGCUACUACUACAGAGCCAACAACAGUAGGACCUCCAGUCCAAACAACAUUAGCAGGCCCCACAACUACUUCUGCUGCUACUACUACAGAGCCAACAACAGUAGAACCUCCAGUCCAAACAACAUUAGCAGGCCCCACAACUACUUCUGCUGCUACUACUACAGAGCCAACAACAGUAGGAACUCCAGUCCAAACAACAUUAGCAGACACCACAACUACUACUGCUGCUACUACUAUAGAGCCAACAACAGUAGAACCUCCAGUCCAAACAACAGCAGCAGGCCCCACAACUACUACUGCUGCUACUACUACAGAGCCAACAACAGUAGGACCUCCAGUCCAAACAACAUUAGCAGGCCCCACAACUACUUCUGCUGCUACUACUACAGAGCCAACAACAGUAGGAACUCCAGUCCAAACAACAUUAGCAGGCCCCACAACUACUUCUGCUGCUACUACUAUAGAGCCAACAACAGUAGAACCUCCAGUCCAAACAACAGCAGCAGGCACCACAACUACUACUGCUGCUACUACUACAGAGCCAACAACAGUAGGACCUCCAGUCCAAACAACAUUAGCAGGCCCCACAACUACUUCUGCUGCUAAUACUACCGAGCCAACAACAAUAGAACCUCCAGUCCAAACAACAGCAGCAGGCACCACAACUACUACUGCUAAUACAGAGCUAACAACAACUUCAAUCCAAACAGCAGUACCAAACACAACAACUACAACUACUUUAGAGCCAACAACAACAGUAGUAUCUACAAUCCAAACAGCAGCACCAAACACAACUACAACUACUUUAGAGUUAACAUCAACAGCUGUGCCAACAACAACAACUAUGCCAACAACAUCAACAACUGUGCCAACAACAACUAUGCCAACAACAACAUCUUUUCCAACAACAACAACAACAACUGGGCCAACAACAACUACGCCAACAACAUCAACAACUGUGCCAACAACAACUUUGCCAACAACAAUGACAACUUUGCCAACAACAACAACAACUGUGCCAACAACAACAACUACUGUGCCAACAACAACACCAGCCCCAGCAAAUGCUACAUCUGUCAAAUCAACUACAACUUCACCGAUCACCAUAACCCCAUCAGGGAACACGACAAGUUUUCCAAAUUUUGCACACAUUCAGAUGACCCUUACAACUAAUGGAGAAGUCAGCAAUGCGACCAUUAUUGAGCUUGUAAAACAGUUUUUCAACAAUCAAAUCUUCAAUGGAACACCCCACAUUGUCAGCGUUACAAACAUUCAAAAAAUUGGCCCCAUCUCUUGAAACAAUAUGUGGAUGAAAUCCACAAAUGAAUCCGUACAAUGGAAAGAUAACUUAUUGUACACAUGUUGUGUUAAAUGGCUAAAAUGUUUUAGUUUACUUGAAUACAGUUGUAUUUGAGUUAUUUUUAAACCACAUUUUUAUUCAUUUGUGUUGCCUCAAAAAAAAAAAAAUUGCUGCCUUCCUUCCUUCCUGAAUAAAGAAACAUGUGAUAUGUUUUUUGCUGUAAUAUGAUGUAGUCUAACAUGAAAAUCUGACAUCAAGGAAACAGCAGUGUGGAGAACAUUCCCAUGAUUUGCAGCUGUAAGAGUACACAUUACACUAAAGAGGUUAAACAAGUCAAGUAAGUUUCAAGCUCAUGCUUUUGAUUUAUCUACGAUCAACAAUGGACAUGACUUCUCAGAAAGAGGAACUCAAUGUUAAAAAUCCUCAUAUUUUCUUUUUGGCUCUGGAGUCCUAAAUGGGACUUUAAACCAGUCAAAUUCUGCACAAAAGCAUAAAAAUGUUUGUAUUUUUGUAUAAAAACAAAAGAUUUGUCAAAUGUACAGAAAACUCCAUGGCAUUGUACAGGACAUGUAAGGAGCACUUUUUGCAAACAAGAUUACAUUACACACACUACAUUUAAGCACAACUUUCAGAGAAUGUUGUGGAAAAAAGAUGAAGGAUAAUUGUUUGUGUUUCCAUCUGGUACAGAUGAAUUAUAUUUCCUUGCUCUUUGUGUACAGUUUAAGAUGAAUGAAGAAGAUUUUUGAUUGUUGUAUUUUCUGAAAAAGAAAAUGCUUUGAAAAUGCUUUGAAAAGAUAAUGCUUUGAGAAAUGCUUUGUGUUAUAGUAUCAAGAAUUUCUCCUGUGUUGCUGAUACUUCUAUCUUUGUGAUUUUAGUACCUCUUGUAAGAAAUGUUAAUCACAUGACUUUUGAAGUGCAUAACAACUCUUAAGACUCAUUUAUUAUGGAACGUCAAAAAACAUAUAAAGAGAUGUAAAGCACACAGUGCCGUCUCUGUGUACCAUUUUCUUGAAAAGACUAACAAUAAAGGGAAACUUUCCAAAGAGAA
Molecule: messenger RNA, 3480 nt
Organism: Oryzias latipes (Japanese medaka)
Lineage: Eukaryota; Metazoa; Chordata; Actinopteri; Beloniformes; Adrianichthyidae
Source: RefSeq, a predicted model, not a curated record